AAGAGCAAAUAGAAAAUUAAAACAAAUCAAAAAGAAUAAAAUUUCAGAAGGAAUUCUAACACUCAACAUUAAUAUAAUUAUUAAAUAUCUCAAAGUAGCGCCUACUUCUCUUUUUUAGUAUUAGAAUCAGUCAAAAUAAAAUAUAGCCAAUUCUUAUACUCGAACGAAAGUGUCCAUUAGCAGCAAUUAGCAAAAUAAAAUAUUUUCAAAGAUUUAGGUUUUCAAAUAUAAAUGAAAAAAAGCACUCUUUCUUAGUCACCAAAUUUAAUUCAUAAAGAAAACGAAUAAACCAAUAAGCCGUAGUUGUCAAACACAAUUAUUAGAGAUUCAUUUGGAUAAGAUUUAGCUUAGCGCAUUAAAAAAGCAAAGGACGAAAUAUUUGUUCAAAGCCAUUAACGCAAGGGGAAGGCUUAAGAAAAAAAGAAUUCUUAAAAUAAUUUUUCUCAACAACAAGAAAACUCAUAUAAAACAAAGAAUGCGGAAUCAAGCAAGAAAAAAGGAGGAAAAAACUCUAAUGUAAAUGGAGUUCCUCCUCAAAUCGAAAGCGAAUAAGAAUUAAUGUAAGACGAGUUAAAUCCUGAAUAAAAAGAGAGUAUUUAAUAUCAAAAAAAUAAUAUGCAUUAAGAGAACGAAGAGCACUCUGAUUUUAACUCGAACUAAAUUGAAUGUAGUGGAUCAGACAGAAACUAAGAUGAAGAUGAUGACCAUUUUAUGAGAGGUUUCAUGCCAUAAAAAAAUCAAGAAUUUGGUCAGUAGUUCACAAUUUUGGGAGGAGCUAUAGAUACUCAAAAGUUCAUUAAUCUAAUAUUUAACAAGAACGAAGGAAAUCAAGAUACAGAUGAACAGUAAUAGCAAAAAAAGUAAAAUGGCAAAAGGAGAAAAUCAAAAAAGGAAAAUGCUUCUGAGAUUAAAUCUAAUGAAAAUCUGAAUUCAUCUUAGAAGAUUAGUAAAUUUAAUGCAGAUGGAAAUACUCAAACAGCUGAGGUGAAGCCUAAAAGAGAGUACAAAAAGAGAAGUAAAAAAGUUGAUACUUCAGAUUAGGAUGCAAUGAAGAAUCAAAAUGUUAAGUCUUAAGGAGACGAUUUAAAAAUGGGAGAUAAUUAAUUAAACACAUAAAGCCUUUAAACUUCUAUUGUAUAAAAUGCACCUUCAUCUAAUUCUAAUGGCACUACUCCUAAAAAUCAUAUUAGUAAAAAUAUUAUAAUACAAAACUACAAAAGUAGUAAUCUGCAAUUCACCUAGCAUGAAGGCAAUUAGAGUGUGACCAAUGAGAAUUAAAAUAACUCAAAUAAUAUGAAUUAACAUACUGUAUCUAAUUGCGCUACCGCUGGUGGUUCAAGUUCUACAAAAAAAGGUUUUAGACAAUAUACAAAAGAAACAAAAUCCAUAUCUAAUUACAACGAAGGCAAUAGUCUUAUCGAUUAAGAAGGACUAAUUAACCUUUUCCUUUAAGUUUAAUAAGGUUUUUAAAGUGAUGAAAAUUAGAAUUAGUAGUCAAAUGAAAUCAAUCAAAAUUUAGGACUUUUAUAAUCAUCUACAAAUCAUGAAAAUCCAAUUACUUCCACUCCAAAUAAUACUAAAUCAACUAAAAGAAAGCAAAAAGAUACCUCAAAAUCAAAGAAUAAUUAAAAUGAAGGAGCAUUAAAUGAUUAAAAUGAGCCAAAACAAAAAUAAAAAGACUUGACAACACCUGCAAAAGGUAACAAUUUUCUGUAUCAAGAACCUUAGUCUAUUAAUGGUAGAAUAAAUAUGGAGAUAGAAAAUUUAGGUAGCGAAAUAUUUGUCAAUUAUUAAAAUGAAAAUUAAGCACUUUAGGGCACAGCUACCACAGCAACUUCAUCAUCUUCUAAAAAAUAAAAAAUACAUAAUAAUAAUGAUCUAAAAGAAAAAUCUGAAGAAAAACCUCGAAAAAAAUUGAAAGUUAGCCAAGAAGAUUUAGGAGAUUCAAGCCUUCAAUAAACACCUUAGUAGAUUAUAUCAAGUUCUGCUAAAAAAACCAGAAAAGAAAAAAAAUAAAAAGAAUAAUAAACUCCAGAAUCUUAAACAUUUAAAAAUUCUCAAAUACUUCAAGUCACUAAAACAGACAAAUCUUUAUUAGUGCAGCUUGCACAAACAUCUGUAGACACCGAAUAAAAUGAAAUAGAAAAAUAAAUUGAAGAAUUCAGUUUUACGAAGGAGGUAAAGAAGAAAUUAAACCCAGAAGAUAAAAAGGCAGAAGAAGAACAACUUAAAAAUUCAAAAGUUUUUAAUAUCCUUUGGGAAAAAUAAUAAAUUUAUAAAAGAAAAUUAGAAUUAUAUCAGUUGUCAAGCUUUGAAAGAUACUAACAACAUAAAAUAUUAGGACAAAAGAAUAUCAAUAAAUCUGAAUAAUUCUACAUUCAUGGUUAAUAAGUUAAAGAUUAAGAUGAUUCUGAAAUAAAAUAUCAAAUCAAAAUUCAAACUGAUUCUUCUGAAAAUCAUCAAUAAAAUAGUAUAUAAAUUGAAAAAUCUGAUGAUAAUCAAUAAAAGCAGCUGAAUAGCGAGAAAAAACAAACUGAAAAUAGUAACUCUGAUUAAAAUUUAGAAGUGGAAAACACUAAUAGCUCUCAAUAAUAAAUUAAAUCAAACACUCUAAUUGAAGAAAAGUAAAGUGAACCACUAACCAAGAUAGAAAGCGAAAAUUCUGAAUCUAAAAAGCCUUAAUAAAAAAAUGAGAAAGAUGACUAAGAUAAUCGUGACUACACACAAAAAUUUUCAGACCUUAAAAAUAAAUUUGUCAUGCUGAAAUAGUAUUUUAAACCUUCUAUAAUCACAGCUUGA
Tetrahymena thermophila SB210 is the source of this 2799-nucleotide messenger RNA. RefSeq lists its product as hypothetical. NCBI's taxonomy places the organism in Eukaryota, Ciliophora, Oligohymenophorea, Hymenostomatida, Tetrahymenidae. The transcript is spliced from 7 exons. The record is from RefSeq and is a predicted model, not a curated record.